GGUCUGGUUAACACAGACGGAGCCGCGGCGGGUGAGACACUCGCUGGGCCCUCCAGUGUCGCGGAGAGGCAAGCGCAGCGCGCAGCACCUGUGCGCCCACAAGUCAGCCCGGGGACCGGCCGAGCUCCCGAGCUGCGGUAGAAAAGGGGAGCGAGCGGCCGAGGCGUGCGACGGCCACUCACCGCUGCGCCCGUUCGGAGACGCGGGGAGAAAUGCGGACGGGGUAGACAUGAGCCGGACUUACCUCCGAUGUUGGAUCUUUGCUUGGAAAAGCGUGUGGGUACGACCUUGGCUGCCCCCAAGUGUAGCUCCAGUGCUGUGAAGGUUCCAGAGUUGGCAGAGGAGACCGAGAAGACCAUGAAAAUGGACAUGAAGGACGCGGACAUGACUCAGUGGACAGAGGCUGAGUUUGAACUGAACUGUACCUACAUUGUCAACGAUCACCCCUGGGAUUCGGGCUCUGAUGGGGGGACCCCGGUGCAGGCAGAGGCCUCCUUACCCAGGAAUCUGCUUUUCAAGUAUGCCACGGACAGCAAAGAGAUUAUUGGAGUGCUGAGUAAAGAAUACAUACCACAGGGAACUCGAUUUGGACCCCUAGUAGGUGAAAUCUACACCAGUGAAACAGUUCCCAAAAAUGCCAACAGGAAAUAUUUUUGGCGGAUUUACUCCAGAGGGGAACUUCACCACUUCAUUGAUGGCUUUAAUGAGGAGAAAAGCAACUGGAUGCGUUAUGUGAAUCCGGCACACUAUGCCCAGGAGCAAAGCCUGGCUGCAUGUCAGAACGGGAUGAACAUCUAUUUCUACACCAUUAAACCCAUCCCUGCCAACCAGGAACUUCUUGUGUGGUAUUGUCGGGACUUUGCAGAGAGACUCCACUACCCUUAUCCUGGAGAGCUCACAGGGAUGAAUCUCACACCAACACACAGCAACCCAAAGCAAGCCGGUGCUGAUACAAAUGAACUCUGCCCCAAGAACGUUCCAAAGAGAGAGUACAGCGUGAAAGAAAUCCUAAAGAUGGACUCCAACCCUUCCAAAGGGAAGGACUUGUACCCUUCUAACAUUUCACCCUUCACUCCAGAAAAGGACCUGGAUGACUUUAGGAAAGUCAGGAGCCCCUUAUACCCUCGGGUGGUCUACCCCAUCCGGGCACCUCUGCCAGAAGACUUUUUGAAAGCUUCCUUGGCCUAUGGGAUGGAGAGGCCGACUUAUAUCACUCAUUCCCCGCUCCCAUCAUCUACAACUCCAAGUCCUUCCGCAAGAAGCAGCCCUGAGCAGAGCCUCAAAAGUUCCAGUCCUCACAGCAGUCCGGGCACCACCGUGUCCCCCGUGGCCCCUGGCUCUCAAGAACAUCGGGACUCCUACACCUACUUGAAUACACCCUAUGGCACCUCUGCGGAAGGCCUAGGCUCUUACCCUGGAUGCGCCCCUGCCCCCCACCUCCCACCAGCGUUCAUCCCCUCUUACAAUGCUCACUACCCCAAGUUCCUGUUGCCCCCCUAUGGCAUGAAUUGUAACGGCCUGAGCGCGGUAGGCAACAUCAAUGGCAUCAACAACUUCGGCCUGUUCCCCAGGCUGUACCCUGUCUACAGUAACCUCCUGGGAGGGGGCAGCCUGCCCCAUCCCAUGCUCACCCCAGCCUCCCUGCCCAGUUCCCUGCCCUCUGAUGGAGCCCGGAGGCUGCUUCCUCCAGAGCAUCCCCGGGAGGUGCUGGUCCCAGCACCCCACAGUGCCUUUUCCCUCACUGGGGCUGCAGCCAGCAUGAAGGACAAGACAUGUAGCCCCACCAGUGGCUCUCCGACGGCGGGGACAGCCGCCACGUCAGAGCACGUGGUACAACCCAAAGCUACCUCAGCAGUGAUGGCCGCCCCCAGCAGCGAGGAAGCCAUGAAUCUCAUUAAGAACAAAAGAAACAUGACGGGCUACAAAACGCUUCCCUACCCACUGAAGAAACAGAAUGGCAAGAUCAAGUAUGAGUGUAAUGUCUGCGCCAAGACCUUUGGCCAGCUCUCAAAUCUCAAGGUCCACCUGAGAGUCCACAGUGGAGAGCGGCCUUUCAAAUGCCAGACUUGCAACAAGGGUUUUACUCAGCUCGCCCACCUGCAGAAACACUACCUGGUACAUACAGGAGAAAAGCCACAUGAAUGCCAGGUCUGCCACAAGCGAUUUAGCAGCACCAGCAAUCUCAAAACCCACCUGCGACUCCACUCGGGAGAGAAACCUUACCAAUGCAAAGUGUGCCCUGCCAAGUUCACCCAGUUUGUGCACCUGAAGCUCCACAAGCGACUCCAUACCCGGGAGCGGCCCCACAAGUGUGCCCAGUGCCAUAAGAGUUACAUCCACCUCUGUAGCCUCCAGGUGCACCUGAAGGGGAACUGUCCCGUGGCCCCCGCCAGCGGACUGACCAUGGACAACCUGACCCGCAUCAAUGAAGAAAUCGAGAAGUUUGACAUUAGUGACAAUGCCGACCGGCUAGAAGACAUGGAGGACAGCCUUGACUUGACUUCUGUGGUGGAGAAGGAAAUUCUAGCUGUGGUCAGAAAAGAGAAAGAAGAAACUGACCUGAAAGUGGCUUUGCAAAGAAACCUGGGGAGCGGACUCCUCUCCUCGGGGUGCGGCCUCUAUGAGUCACCAGACCUUUCCCUCAUGAAGUUGCCUCGCAGCAAACCACUACCUCUGGUACCUGUAAAGGUCAAACAAGAAACAGUCGAACCGAUGGAUCCUUAAGAUUUCCAGAAAACAAGUGUUUUGUUUCCUUUCUUAAGUUAUGACUUGGGUGAGUCAGGGUGCCUGUAAGCAAACUGCUUGUACAUAAUUCCAGAUCUACAAAGAAAGCUCUCUUCUUGGCAGGUGGAUUUCCCUCACCUACCUGGAAUUAAAGAAGGACUCCAAAGUAACCGAAAUCUCAGGGCAUAAAUGAGGCAAAGACUCUCCAUAUACAUAUAUAUAUAUAUACAUAUUAUAUAUACUUAUUUACACCCAUGUCUAUAUAUUUGAACCUGUGUAUUUUGAAUAUUUGUGUGGAUAUGUUUGCAUAGCCUUCCCAUUACUAAGACUAUUGUCUAGCCAUAAUUAUUUUUUCAAUGAUAAUCCUUCAUAAUUUAUUAUACAGUUUAUCAUUCAAAAAAGCAAUAAUUAAAAAAAGUUUACAAUGACUGGAAAGAUUCUUUGUAAUUUGAGUAUAAAUGUAUUUUUUUUGUCUUGUGGCCAUUCUUUAUAGAUCAAUUUCUGCACAUCUGUUUAAGUACCUAAGAUAUCUAUGACUUCAGUCAACCUUUCUCUAUAUUGUUUUGAAAAUGAGGUUUCGGUAUUGCCAAAGUUAGACAUCUGGUGUGUUGACUCAUAGGAUCCUUUAUCAGCAUUGUAUAAUUUGGGGGUAUGUGUGCAGAAUAAUUACCCAAUAAUAACUUGAAUAGAAAGAACAAGAAAAGGAAUCUUCUAUGUUUCUGUGGAUAGGUUUUUAAAAACAAUGUUUGCAUUUAUACAAUUUUUACCAAAAAUAUAACAGGAAGGUUUUACCAACCUGUGUCUCAAAAAAAGUAAGAUUCCCUCCCUAUUCUCAAAUCAUAUGACCAUUGAGUGGCCACAUGACUUUUGCAUCCCAAUGUAUUAUCUAAAAAUGUGAAGAAGACAAAACUCCAUGUUGAAAACCACUGAGAAAUGGUCCCAGAGCACAGAGGGUUUGUGUGUGUGAGACUUGAGGGCUUCAGUCUGGGUGCCAUUUUAUUGUUGUUUUUUGUUUUUGUUUUUUGUUUUGUAAAUGUCAAAAUUGCACAAAGGUGGUGCUGUACUGGGAAGGAUUUGAAGUAGAUAGGCUCGGACCACAUUUAAAACACAAUCAAAAAACAGAAGGAAAACGGGUAUUGUGGUCAUCUUAGGUAAAAUGCGGGUAAUGAAGAUUCCUAUCCCCAACACAUUUAAUUAUAUUUCUUUUUUCUGUAAAACUCCACUUUCCUCAGUCUUUGUGUUUUUGCAUUUUAUCGUUAAUUUAACUGAAGCUGAAAGGGCAUUGCAAAGUUGUUCAACAAUAAUUACCUCAUUGAGUGUGUCCAGGAGUGCCGAAAGUGAUGUCUUUAGCUCAUGAUUUGCUAUUCUAGAGAAUACAGAGUAAAUGUGCUCCAGAAAGAUAGACCCAAUCUUUCUAUCUUUUACUGUGCUAUAAUAAGCCCAAAGAUUACCUGUUGGCAUUCAAAGUGUAGCAAAGAAUGGUGUAUAUUUAUAAAUCUAUUUAUACCACUAUACCAUGUGUAUGUAUAUAUAUAUAAUAUAUUUAUAACCACUUCAAUUGUGAGCCAAGCCAUGUAAAAGAACCUACUUUUCCUAAGAGCAAAAGAACCUCUUUCUGAGACUUUACUUCAAUCUGACACCUCUAACCAGAGAGCCUAAAGUUCCCAUGCUGGGGUUAGGACCACAUCACACCCAGAAAGAAAAGAGAUCCAUCAUUUGGGUUUUAAAGGAUUAUCUGAUUCAGGUGUGUUUUUGUUUUGCCAGGUUAUGAUUAUGUGGUCACUCACGGUCAAGUCACAGAAAUACAAAACUUACUAUGUUUUCACCACUCUGCUUCCUCUCCUCCUCUCCCUCCUUCCUAAAUACUAACACAUCACUAUUCAGCCUAUUUUAUAUGUUUAACAUUUUGUUCAUAUCAACUAAACAAACUUCAAACAAUCCAGGGAAACCUAAGAGCCUUAUUAUCUGUUCCUAUAACUCACAAGACUUUUUUUUUUUUUUGCCCAAAAGCCUAGCACAUGCUAGCAAUCACUUGACCCCUAAGCUAUACCCACAGCUCAAGACUGACAAUUUUUGAUAUAUCAGUGUUUGACAAACACAGUCUUUAAUUGUAGGUGAGCCAAAGCAUCACACUGACAUUGACACCAAAUGUUUUGAAUUCCCAAUGAACACCUGUGUUCUCCUUUUGUGUGUUCUUGUCUUUGAGAAUUUUUGUAAAGAUUUCUUCUCUUAUCACCUCUUUUCCUCUUAGGCCUCUUACAUGUGAAUGUUGAGCCCACAAUCAACAGUGGUUUUAUUUUUUUUUUCCUCUACUCAAAGUUAAAACUGACCAAAGUUAUUGGCUUUUUACUUUGCUAGAACAAAACUUAUCUUAUGUUUACGUACCGGUUUACAUUGUUAUUUAUGUGCAAAUUGUUAAAAAUGUAAAUUAAAUAUAAAUGUUCAUGCUUAAAACAA
Messenger RNA from Dipodomys spectabilis (banner-tailed kangaroo rat), 5181 nucleotides. RefSeq names its product PR/SET domain 1 (gene Prdm1). The transcript is spliced from 7 exons. The coding region runs from base 250 to 2724 and encodes 824 amino acids. Gene Ontology annotation, biological process: regulation of transcription by RNA polymerase II; cell fate commitment. The record is from RefSeq and is a predicted model, not a curated record. Gene Ontology annotation, cellular component: nucleus; cytoplasm. Gene Ontology annotation, molecular function: RNA polymerase II cis-regulatory region sequence-specific DNA binding; DNA-binding transcription repressor activity, RNA polymerase II-specific; histone deacetylase binding. NCBI's taxonomy places the organism in Eukaryota, Metazoa, Chordata, Mammalia, Rodentia, Heteromyidae.